Messenger RNA from Solea senegalensis (Senegalese sole), 1233 nucleotides. Its product is annotated as serine/threonine-protein kinase H1-like. Gene Ontology annotation, molecular function: protein kinase activity; ATP binding. The coding region runs from base 1 to 1233 and encodes 410 amino acids. Lineage: Eukaryota; Metazoa; Chordata; Actinopteri; Pleuronectiformes; Soleidae. The record is from RefSeq and is a predicted model, not a curated record. Gene Ontology annotation, biological process: protein phosphorylation. The transcript is spliced from 3 exons.
AUGGGCUGUGGGAGCGCGAAGGUUCUGCCAGAGGCGUCCAAGAAAAGCUAUGUGGGCGUGAUGCAGUCACUGGUGGCCUUCGGCAAAGCUCGCGACCGCGGCGGCGACGACGACGAUGACGAGCCAAAGAAGGUUUUGGAGAAGCAAAGAAGUGUGUGGUUUUCCAAAACACACCAUCAUCAACAACAGCAGCAGCAGCAGCUGAGACACAGAGACGGACGACAGCAGGACAAAGCUGCAAAGUACAAGGACAAGUUUGAUCCACGUGUGACUGCAAGGUACGACAUCAAAGCUCUGAUCGGUCGCGGGAGCUUCAGCCGCGUUGUGAGGGUGGAGCACAGGGCCACUCGCCAGCCGUUCGCCAUCAAAAUGAUGGAGGUGGAGGCCCCCGGGGGCCGCGAGGUGUGCGCGUCGGAGCUGGCCGUGCUGCGGCGCGUGAGCCACGCCAACGUCGUGCAGCUGGUCGAGGUGUUCCAGUGUCCGCGCCGCGUUUACCUGGUGCUGGAGCUGGCGACGGGCGGCGAGCUCUUGGAGCGUGUCGUGAGCAGGGGUCACUUCACGGAGCGCGACGCCACCCGGGUCCUCAAGAUGGCGCUGGCCGGGGUGGUGUACCUGCACAGUCUUGGCAUCACGCACAGAGAUUUGAAGCCGGAGAACCUUCUGUACUAUCACCCGGGAGCUGACUCCAGGCUCCUGGUCACCGACUUUGGUUUGGCGACGUUUGGCAGCACCAGUUCUGAGGUGUGUGACACGAGUGGGACGGAGCCGUCCUGGUCUCUGAGGACCACCUGCGGGACGCCGGAGUACAUGGCCCCUGAAGUGCUGCUGAGGAAACCCUACUCCUGUGCCGUGGACAUGUGGUCACUGGGGGUGAUUGCGUACAUCGUGCUGAGCGGGUCCAUGCCGUUCGAGGACGACAGUCGCACGCGGCUCUACAGAUCCAUCGUGCGAGGGAAGUACAGCUUCAGUGGAGAUCCUUGGUCCUCGGUGUCCAACCUGGCAAAGGAUUUCAUCCAGCGUCUGCUGGCGCCGGACUCCUCCGCCCGUUUGACCGCUGACCAGGCCCUCCGUCACUCGUGGGUGGUCACGAUGGCGGCCGGCUCGUCGAUGAGGAACCUCCAUCGGUCGAUUUCACAGAACCUGCGGCAGCGGGCGUCACGCAGCUCCUCCCGGUGCACCGCGAGCUCCGGCGACGCCACCAGCGCGGGGAGAGCUAAUGUAGCCGGAAAAUAA